AUUCAGGUGUUCCAAUCACCUCCAUGGUAAAAGAAUGGGUCGCUCUCAGGAGCUCAGUGAAUUCAAGCAUGGUACCGUGAUAGGUUGCCACCUGUGCAAUAAGUUUAUCCAUGAAAUUUCCUUGCUACUAAAUAUUCCAUGGUCAACUGAUAGCGGUAUUAUAACAAAGUGGAAGCAACUGGGAACAACAGCAACUCAGCCACAGUGAGCGGGGUUAGAGCAUGUUGAAGCACACAGUGUGUAGAAGUCUCCAACUAUUUGCAGAGUCAAUAGCUAAAGUCUUCCAAACCUCAUGUGGCCUUCAGAAUAGCACAACAACAGUGCAUAGAGAGCUUCAUGCAAUGGGUUUCCAUGGC
Molecule: messenger RNA, 356 nt
Organism: Staurois parvus
Lineage: Eukaryota; Metazoa; Chordata; Amphibia; Anura; Ranidae
Source: the annotation of a GenBank genome assembly